GAGGAAGGAGGUAGUGAAGUUUCCCCUCCCUGCAAAGUCAGACACAUCCCCUCUCUAAAGUCAGAGAGAGAGAGGCAUUUGCUGAUGAGAGGAUUGCUGCAAGGCAGAUAGUGUAGUCACAUUGUGCCUGGGCUGUGUGUAACCCCUCCUGAAUAAAGCCGCUCCAUUCCACUUCUACGAUCAAUGGAGCAACAUUGAGAAGGAACAAUUCUGUGGAUUGAAAAGCAAAAUGAGUGACCUUGCCACGCCCUCACCAGCAGAACUUCCCAAGCAUAUCCUUGAUGUCUGGGUCAUAGUCCUUAUCAUACUGGCCACCAUUGUGGUCAUGACCUCCUUGCUGCUCUUGCCAGCAGCAGCUGUUGUUAUGUACAGAGUACGGACACACCCAAUCCGAAGUAACAGGUAGCACGGUGGGAACAGAACCAAAAAUGUAUUACAGCUAUGUACAUUUGGACUGACAAUUAAUAAAAAGACAAACCACGUCAAGAACAACUAUCUAAUUUUCAGCCUCCUUUUGUAGAACGGAGGCACAAAGGAGAUAAGACUGUAGCGACUGCAUAUAUUGGGUGGUUGGAUGAAGAAGCAUGACCGCACCUGCAUUAAAAUAUAACCGGACAUCAAAUAAUUUGUUUAGUUGAAAUCCCAGUGAGCAAAUUUCCAGUUUGAAUAGAGACAUUCUUUCAGCCUUGUAUUGUGAAAUACAGAAUAGGAAGUGAAGAGAGCAAAUAAUCACCCCCUCCAUUAAAAGUGCAUGGGAAUCCACCAUUUUUCACAAGAUCCUGCUGAUAACACGUGUGUUACUGAAAAAUGCAGAACUGAGCAUAUCAAGCAAUAUAUGCCGCAAAACUGCAAGCAGCUGCUGUAUGAAAACAAGUAUUCUGUAAUAUUCACAAUAUAUGUUUAUGUAUAUAUCAACACAAACCAUUUAGGAAAACAAAGUGAGCUUAGUAGGACUAAUUUACUAGUAUAGUUGCUAUAUUGCACAAGUGCAGUUGCCCAUAGCAACCAAUCUGCAAGUGUUGAUCAAUUUUGCUACCAGUUAGAAAAUGAAAGCAAAGAACUGAUUGGUUACUAUGGACAACUGCCCUGGUGCAAUUGAGCACUUGUCUUUGUUAAUCAGCCUCCUUGUCCAUUGUAACAGGAAGCUGCCCCGAUCUCUCAUUGCAUUGCAAAUGUAAAAUACAACAUCAUUACUGAGGAAAAGUACUUGUGAAAACAUUUCAAUAAAAACCCACGCAUGUUUCACUGAC
Molecule: messenger RNA, 1250 nt
Organism: Xenopus laevis (African clawed frog)
Lineage: Eukaryota; Metazoa; Chordata; Amphibia; Anura; Pipidae
Gene: smim3.L
Product: small integral membrane protein 3-like
Exons: 2
Coding region: 230-406 (58 amino acids)
Source: RefSeq, a predicted model, not a curated record